AUGGAUUCGUCCCCACCGCAUGACUAUCAGAUGCCUUCGAAAUUAAACCCGGCAGAUGAAGCAACCAAAUGGGACAGUGGCUCAUAUUUUGACCGCAACAGAAAAUGGUUCCAUGGACCCGAGUUUCUGCGACUACCGGAACCAGAGUGGCCUUAUUCCAAAGAUCUAGUAACCGCUACUACUACCGAAGAGAUGCGCGCAUCGAUUCUCCAUCACUGUUCGUUUGAGCCACCGAUAAACUUCGACAGAUUCUCGUCCUGGAAUCGUCUACAACGGGCAAUCGCUUAUGCACUUCGCUUUCUUCACAAUUCGGCCAAAAGAGAGCCGAAAUACGCCGGAUACUUACAACAAGAAGAACUUCGAGCAGCAGAGAGAACUAUCUUCGUACUGGUUCAGCGUGAAUCCUAUCCCGAUGAGAUUAUGGCGCUCUCCAACAAAGCGCCAAAAACAACAAGACAGCAGGUUAUUGAGAAGCACAGUUCUAUCUAUCGAUUAGUACCCAUGUUGGACAACGCCGGUAUACUACGUGAACGCGGACGGAUCUUGUCGCUGAAGGCAUCUGUUUCGAAGUACGCCAUCCCGUAA
This is a messenger RNA of Armigeres subalbatus, 585 nucleotides long. RefSeq lists its product as uncharacterized. The transcript has 2 exons. Bases 1 to 585 code for a protein of 194 amino acids. NCBI's taxonomy places the organism in Eukaryota, Metazoa, Arthropoda, Insecta, Diptera, Culicidae. The record is from RefSeq and is a predicted model, not a curated record.